Molecule: messenger RNA, 597 nt
Organism: Arachis stenosperma
Lineage: Eukaryota; Viridiplantae; Streptophyta; Magnoliopsida; Fabales; Fabaceae
Exons: 1
Coding region: 1-597 (198 amino acids)
Source: RefSeq, a predicted model, not a curated record
AUGGCAACGAGUCUCAGAACUUUCAAAGAACGGCUUCAACUUCUGAUGCCUACCGACGAUGGAGAAUGGCUGAAGGAGAUAAGAGGGAAUCUGGCCAUGGUAGCCACUAUGAUUGCGAGCAUGACCUUCCAAAUCGGUCUGAGUCCGCCCGGUGGAGUUGUCCAAAACAGCGACAACGGAUUCAUCGGGUGUCCAACACCGAGGGGGACAAAUCAAGCAUGUCCCGGACAAUCUGUUUUCGCUAAGGUGAACAGAAGCAACUACAAAGGUUAUCUUUGGACCAACAGCGUAUCUUUCUAUACAUCUAUAAUUUCAUGUAUAUGGCUAAUAAGCGGUGCUCCGGUCGGACCCGGUUUUCCAACGUUGUUGUUGUCAACCCUUAUGUGUGUCUCCCUCAGUCUUCUUGCCAUAUCCUACUCCUUUGGCGUUUCCAUUGUUAACCCACCCGACGAUGGUAUCUGCCACUAUUUCUUCAGCGUUUUCCUUUCUUUCUUUGCAGUUCUGGCGGUUCUUUUUUUAUACCGCUUUCUUACAUUGCAUCUGGCCACUAAGACCGUUAGUAGACAACAACGUAUGCAUGGUAACCAUGAGGACUAA